Molecule: messenger RNA, 852 nt
Organism: Alternaria arborescens
Lineage: Eukaryota; Fungi; Ascomycota; Dothideomycetes; Pleosporales; Pleosporaceae
Product: Histone chaperone
Exons: 4
Coding region: 1-852 (283 amino acids)
Biological process (GO): nucleosome disassembly; nucleosome assembly; DNA replication-dependent chromatin assembly
Cellular component (GO): nucleus
Molecular function (GO): histone binding
Source: RefSeq, a predicted model, not a curated record
AUGUCUGUCGUUUCGCUCCUCGGUGUCGAGGUUAAGAACAACCCCGCGCGCUUUGACGAGCCAUACGAGUUUGAGAUCACCUUCGAGUGUCUUGAGCAACUACAGAAGGACCUCGAGUGGAAAUUGACCUACGUUGGCUCCGCGACCUCAAAUGAGUACGACCAAGAACUCGACUCUGUCCUCGUCGGUCCUCUCCCGGUUGGCGUCAACAAGUUCCAAUUCAAGGCCGACCCCCCCAACCUGUCGCGCAUUCCCAACAGCGAGAUCAUCGGUGUCACAGUCAUUCUGCUCAGCUGCAGCUAUGAUGAGCGCGAGUUCGUGCGUGUCGGAUACUAUGUGAACAACGAGUACACAGACGAGGCGCUGGCACUCGACCCGCCUACCAAGCCCGUCAUCGAGAAGGUGCAGAGGCAGAUUCUUGCAGAGAAGCCACGAGUCACACGCUUUGCCAUCAAGUGGGACUCCGACGAGUCUGCACCCCCUGAGUUCCCCCCUGAGCAGCCAGAGGCCGACCUCACCGCAGACGGAGACCAAUACGGUAUCGAGGAAGAAGAGGAGGAAGAGGAAGAGGGUGAGGGUGCUGCCGCUGAGGGCGAGGAUGCUGCCAUGGCAGGCGCCGAGGACACUGCAGGCCCCGCCAACGACGAGGAUGCCGAGUCCGAGGCCGGCAGCGAGGAGAUUGACAUUGAAGAUUCAGAAGACGAUGAGGAGGAGGAGGGCGAGGAGGGCGGCGAUGAUGACAUGGAGAUGGAUGAGGGGGAAGCAGGCGCCGCCAACGGUGACAAGCCAGCCCAACAACAGCCCGGAGGUGCCCCGCAGCAACAGUCUGGUGCGGACGUGAUGGUCCACUAG